Penicillium taxi is the source of this 438-nucleotide messenger RNA. RefSeq lists its product as uncharacterized. The transcript is spliced from 2 exons. Lineage: Eukaryota; Fungi; Ascomycota; Eurotiomycetes; Eurotiales; Aspergillaceae. The annotation marks the transcript as partial. The record is from RefSeq and is a predicted model, not a curated record.
AGGCUGCGAGUUCCUAAGCAUACUCCGUCCCUUCCUCUUUGGUGGAAAGCAGAAGUCCUGAACACUCCUAUUCUUCGAUGUUUUAAGUGUACUCCCUAUAGCUACGAACUCUAUAAGUCUUUAUCGAUGACUUAUGAAUUAAGUCGGCAAGCCCUUAAAGAGUUGGGCCGAGACGCUAAAUUUAAAGACGAUAUUAGGUAUUAUAACUUUCGCCGUUGGACGGGAAUUUUACGAGCUAGGAGUGGUAAAGGGUGCUUAGUUAAUCUAGCGACGCCGUCUUUAAAAAAUAUUAUUAAUCAUAAUUUAUUAGACGCGAUCUCUAGUAUGUCGUUCUUCUUCGACCAUCUUAGGAGGGCCUUAUAUGUUUUACCGGAAGUAUGCUUAGGAAAAGGGAUGUUCACGCUCUAUAUAAGCUUUCGGAUAUGUAUAAGUAUAUAA